Messenger RNA from Yamadazyma jaroonii, 3543 nucleotides. The record is from the annotation of a GenBank genome assembly. NCBI's taxonomy places the organism in Eukaryota, Fungi, Ascomycota, Pichiomycetes, Serinales, Debaryomycetaceae.
AUGUCAAAGAAACAGUCAUUUGAUGAAUUCUUGAAGCAACAACAAGCUCAACAAUCAGCUAAUCUGAAUAGAGCUGCUGGUUAUAAGAAUGCUGGAAUUCAGGGAUUUAAUCCAUAUUCCCAAGGAUUUGUACCAGAUCAAUAUCAAGGUGGUUAUCAAGGUGGUUAUCAAGGUGGUUAUCAAGGAGGUUACCCAGCAGGUUACCAACAACCACAAAGUCCAGUACCAACUGAUUUAAGAAAAGGUAUUAAGAGUCCAAUUGAUUCAUUACCAACCAGUGGUAGAUCAACUCCUAAUCCAAAUUCUUCAACUACCUCAUUAUCUUCAUUAGGUGGUGCUUUCAGUAAAUUAAACGUCAAAGACUUACCUAUUGAAGAAAACUUGAAUAACAUCGAAAGAGCUACUAAAUUAAGUGAAGUUAAAACCGAAAUCGAAAGUAUUUUAAAUAUUAUUGAAAGUAAUCCAAUUUCUGUAAUCAAUGAAUGGUCAAUUUUAGAUAUUGUUAAAUCUUUAGCUAAACCAAAGAAUUCACCAUUAUUAAGAGAAACGUCAGGUUUAAUAAUUCAACAAUUAGCUAUGAAAUUUGGUGGUAAAUCUCCUAUUGAAUCUUAUUUGAUCCAAUUUUUCCCUUCAGCUUUUGAUUUAGCUGCCGAUAAAGAUAAGAAUGUCGUCAAAGCUGGUGCUUCAGCUGCUAAUUCAUUAUAUGGAAUUUUCCCUGUUGAAGCUUUAGGAUCAAUUGUUUUCGAUGAAUUAUUAAAUUAUCUUAAAUCAUCAGCUAAAUGGAAUGCUAAAAUUGCUUGUUUAGAUUUAUUCGAUAAACUCAUUGAUGAAGUUCCUGCUGAUUUAAGUGAAUUAAAAUUCGUUAAAGCCGUACCAAUUUUCACUGAUAUGUCAACUGAUUUCAAACCUGAAUUGGCUAAGCAAGGUUUAAAGAUUUUAAGUAAAUUUGUUAAGGUAUUAGAUAACUUGGAUUUACAAAACAAAUAUGAUUUAAUUGUUGAUACUUUAGCUGAUCCAAAGAAAGUUCCUGAAUGUAUUAAGAAUUUGUCAUCAGUUACCUUCGUUGCUGAAGUUACUGAACCUGCUUUAUCUUUAUUAGUACCUAUCUUGGAUAAAUCAUUAAAAAUGUCAUCAUCUUCAAAUGAACAAUUAAGACAAACCGUUACUGUCACUGAAAAUUUAACCAGAUUAGUUAAUAACAAAAGAGAAAUUGAAACUUAUAUUCCAAUUUUAUUACCAGGUGUUGAUAAAGUGUUUAAUAAUGCUUCAUUACCAGAAGUUAGAGAAUUAGCUGGUAAAGCUUUAAAAGUUUUACAAGAUGCUGAUGCUGAAAAAGCUGAUGGUAAAUUCCAUGGUAGAUUAUCAUUAACUCAAUGUAAAGAAUUUUUCACCAAACCUGAUAACAAAGAUAUUUUACAAGCUUUGAAAUUUGAUGAUGAACUUAUCAAUAAUUACUUAGCUAUUAUUUUACAAUCAGAUGCUCAUGUUAAUGAUUGGAAACGUUUGAAUGAAUAUCUUCAUAUGGCUAUUCCAACUAAUGAUACUAUCACUGAAGAAAUCAAAGAUCAAUAUAUUUCAUCUAUUGUUGGUGAAUUACGUGGAUCAUAUACUGCCACUACUCAAUCUAAUUAUGAUGAUGAAGAAGGAGCUAUUGAAAUUGUUAAUGCUGAUUUCUCUUUAGCUUAUGGUAGUAGAAUGUUAUUAAAUAAAACCAAUUUAAGAUUAUUAAAAGGUCAUAGAUAUGGUUUAUGUGGUAGAAAUGGGGCAGGUAAAUCUACUUUAAUGAGAGCUAUUUCUAAAGGUCAAUUAGAAGGAUUCCCGUCACCAGAAGAAGUCAGAACUUGUUUUGUUGAACAUAGAUUACAAGGUGAAGAAGGUGAUAUGGAUUUAGUUAGUUUUAUUGCAUCAGAUCCUGAAUUAGCUCAUGUUAAACGUGAAGAAAUUGCUGAUGCUUUACAAGAAGUUGGAUUCCCAGAAGAAAGAUUAGUUCAAAAUGUCGGUUCAUUGUCUGGAGGGUGGAAAAUGAAAUUAGAAUUAGCUAGAGCUAUGUUAAUGAAAGCUGAUGUUUUAUUAUUAGAUGAACCUACUAAUCAUUUAGAUGUUGCUAAUGUUAAAUGGUUAGAAGAUUAUUUAGUUGAACACGGUGAAAUCACUUCAUUAAUUGUUUCCCAUGAUUCUGGUUUCUUAGAUGCUGUUUGUACUGAUAUUAUUCAUUAUGAAAAUAAAAAAUUAGCUUAUUAUAAAGGUAAUUUAUCAGCUUUCGUUGAAGUUAAACCUGAAGGUAAAAGUUAUUAUACUUUAACUGAUUCUAAUGUUAAAAUGGCUUUCCCAUCUGCUGGUAUGUUAUCAGGAGUUAAAUCAAAUACUAGAUCAGUUGCUAGAAUGAGUAAUGUCACUUUUGCAUAUCCUGGAGCUGCUAAACCUUCAUUAAAAGAAGUUUCAUGUUCUUUAUCAUUAUCUUCAAGAGUUGCUAUUUUAGGUCCAAAUGGGGCUGGUAAAUCAACCUUAAUUAAAUUAUUAACUGGUGAAUUAGUUCCAAAUGAAGGUAAAGUUGAAAAACAUCCAAAUUUAAGAAUUGGUUAUAUUGCUCAACAUGCUUUACAACAUGUUGAACAACAUAAAGAAAAAACUGCUAAUCAAUAUUUACAAUGGCGUUAUAGAUUUGGUGAUGAUCGUGAAGUUUUAAUGAAAGAAUCUAGAAAGAUUUCUGAUGAAGAAAAAGAAUUAAUGAAAAAGGAAUUUGCUAUUGAUGAUGGUAGAGGACCAAGAGCUAUUGAAGCAAUUGUUGGUAGACAAAAAUUGAAAAAAUCAUUCCAAUAUGAAGUUAAAUGGAAAUUCUGGUUACCAAAAUAUAACUCUUGGGUUCCAAAAGAAGUCCUUUUAGAACAAGGAUUUGAAAAAUUAAUUCAAAAAUUCGAUGAUCAUGAAGCUUCGAGAGAAGGUUUAGGUUAUAGAGAAUUAACUCCAAAAGUCAUUAGAAAACAUUUUGAAGAUGUUGGUUUAGAUGGUGAUAUUGCUGAUCAUACUCCUAUGGGAUCAUUAUCUGGAGGUCAAUUAGUUAAAGUUGUUAUUGCUGGAGCUAUGUGGAACAAUCCUCAUUUAUUAGUUUUAGAUGAACCUACCAAUUAUUUGGAUAGAGAUUCUUUAGGUGGGUUAGCUGUGGCUAUUAGAGAUUGGAAUGGUGGGGUUGUUAUGAUUUCCCAUAAUAAUGAAUUUGUUGGAGCUUUAUGUCCUGAACAAUGGCAUGUUGAAAAUGGUGAAGUUGUUCAAAAAGGUACUGCUGCUGUUGAUGCUAAAAGAUUCGAAGAUGGUAAAGGUGAAGAUUCUGCUGAUGCUUCAAAAGAAUCAUCACCUGCUCCUUCUAAAAAACGUGAUGAUGAUAAUGAUUCUCCUGCUAAUAUCAAAGUUAGAAUCCGUAAAAAGAAAAUGACUAGAAAUGAUAAAAAACUUCAAGCUGAAAGAAGAAGAUUACGUCAUAUUGAAUGGUUAAGUAGUCCAAAAGGUACUCCUAAACCUCCUGAUACUGAUGAUGAAGAUGAAUAG